Messenger RNA from Aspergillus eucalypticola CBS 122712, 1664 nucleotides. Its product is annotated as putative histidine acid phosphatase. Gene Ontology annotation, cellular component: fungal-type cell wall. The transcript has 2 exons. The record is from RefSeq and is a predicted model, not a curated record. Bases 239 to 1561 code for a protein of 440 amino acids. Gene Ontology annotation, molecular function: acid phosphatase activity. Lineage: Eukaryota; Fungi; Ascomycota; Eurotiomycetes; Eurotiales; Aspergillaceae.
CUUGAGCCACAACAAUCUGCAUCAUACGGUGUUUGGCUUGCAUAAAGCCAAGGACCCGGCCUAGAAACUAGUGAUGUAAUCAUGCACGUCCAGGAACUGGAUGAUCUCGCAGCAGGCUGGAUAUAUCUUGCCGUGAAUUCCCUCCUAGUCACGAUGGUCGUAGCAAUCCAACACCUGCCACUACAAUCCAGGCCCAAUUGACAGUUGCAGCCCGGGGGCUUCAUACCGGUCUUUCAUCAUGAGGUUCCUUACAAGUCUCGUUCUUGCCACUUUAUCCACCACAACGGCAUCCUACCAGUUCAAUCCUCUCCACCAUCUUGCCGGUAUCGCACCUUACUUCAGCUCUCAUGAUCCCCAGAUUGAUCCAGCUCCCCCCGCUGGCUGCAACAUCACACGCGCAGCUUAUCUCGUCCGUCAUGCUGCCAUCUAUGCCAAUGACUUCGACUACGAGACCUACAUCGAGCCGUUCGUCGAGAAGCUGCGCAACACAACACAAAGCUGGACAAACACCGACUCGCUCGCCUUCCUCGCCAAUUGGACCGCGCCGAUCACUGAGGACCACCUCGAAAAGCUGACUCGCGUCGGACUCCAAGAGGCAACAACCCUAGGCGUUAAGUUCCGCCAGCGAUACCCUGACUUACACACCGACAAAGUUUGGGCCGCGACUGCUGAGCGGACGACCAAAUCUGCCCAGGGCUUCAUAACUGGCUACACCAACAACAAAACGCACGUGGAUCUUGUCAGCGUCGCACAGAGUGACACGACUGGCGCGGACUCCUUGACACCUUACAAAUCUUGCCCAGCAUACAGCUCCAGCUAUGGCAGCACCUAUGAAGAUGAGUUCAUUGAAAACUACACAGGCCCCAUAAUCAAGCGACUCAACGCCUUCGCCCCCAAAUUCAACUUCACUUCCUCCGAUGUAACCGCCAUGUUUGAGCUCUGCGGCUACGAGACCGUAAUCCGAGGCUCCUCCCCAUUCUGCUCCUCCUCGCUUUUCACCAACAACGAAUGGCUCUCCUUUGAGUACGCCAACGACAUCAUGUACUUCCACAACACGGGCUACGGCCGCCCCGUGUCGCCGGUGAUUGGCUUUCCCUGGGUCAACGCCAGCUACAAUCUCCUCUCCGCAGAGACCAGCGAGCAAGACAUCUACGUCUCCUUCACACACCGCGAGGUGCCGCCAACCAUUGUCACAGCGCUGGGCCUAUUCAACAACAGUGCUUAUUCGGGCGCGGAUAAUGUGAACGCUACUAUGCCAACGAAUGAGGUGAAUUACGAUCGUACCUGGAAGAGCAGUAACAUCUUGCCAUUCUUGGGAAAUAUUGGGAUUGAGCGGAUGGAGUGCAGUGGUACUCACAAUGGAUUUGACGAGGGUGUAUACUUCCGGGUGUUGGUCAAUGAGGCUGUUAAGCCGCUGAUCGGGUGUCGGGAUGGGCCUGGGGAGAGCUGUAGUGCGGGAAAGUUUGCCGAAUUUAUUAGCGGGAAAGAGAAAAGAUUCGGGAAUUUUGGCAGGACGUGUGGAAAUUCCUCUGCUUUGGAGACUUUGGAUAUCUAUAAUUAGUAGUGGUGGUGGUGGUGGUACACCGGUACUUAGAUUGGUUAUUAAUGCCUGGGACGCGGUAUAUGAACGACGCUCAUUAGUGGAAACACAAAUAAACUGGCUG